GGGUGUGUACUGCGCUUGUGCUUCCUUGCGUGUGGGGUUUAUUUCUUCUGUCCUGGGGUUUGGUUGGCGUCUGUUGUUUUUUGGGGCAGGGUACAGCUUUCCUUUUACCCUAAAUAGACUGGACUAGGUAGCGGAAGAAUGAAAAAGUUGGCAAGGCUGCAAACAAUUUUAUAUAUUUGUGAAACACAAGUACUUCCCAGAGGAAAUCGGCCAAUGGGCUGUGACUGUAAUCUAAAAGGCUUGUGUGAAUGACCGAUUAUGUAGGCGUGUUAAGUGUUGAGGGUAUAGUCCAAGUCUGGUCACAGUUAGUGUUGACCGCUUGAGGUUGUUGAGAGUUGACAGCUCUUUGUACCGGCGCGGCCUGUGUACUGCUUGUUUAGUUCCUACAGAGACGGUUCUGUUAUAAUCGCUACUGUAUUUGUAUCUGUCAUUAUGUCUUGGUGGAACGUGUACCGCACCAACGUUAACAUGGCUUUCAAAGAUAUCAACCCUGACAUUGACACUGAAAGGAAAGGCUGUAAUUUUGACGUUGAGAAACUAACCCAUGUGUUAGACGGGGGUGCAGAUAAUACACAUAUUAGAAGGAAAGUGGAGGGAGUCCUCAAACAAGACCUUUUAACUAACCUAGAAGAAUUGUAUUUCAUGAAUCGAGAAGAGAGGUAUUUAAGGACUAUUAGAAAUGUGGUGUACAUUAAGAAGAAGAUGGAAGAAAUGAAUUGGGCAGAGGAUGGACCUGAAAGUGAAUACGUCUUUAGAGCAGUGAAGGGUGAAUUUGGAUUUCCCCUUCACAAUGGAGUAUUCAUUCCAUGCAUCAAUGCACUGGGCACUGAUGCUCAGAUUGCAAAAUGGAUUCCUCUGUCCAAAAGUUACCAAAUUAUUGGUAGUUACGCACAGACAGAAAUGGGUCAUGGUACGUACCUUCGUGGACUGGAAACAACAGCAGUGUAUGACGCCAGCACUCAAGAGUUUGUGAUUAAUAUGCCUACUGUAUCUGCAAUGAAGUGGUGGCCUGGUGAUAUGGGACGAUCAGCAACACAUGCUGUAGUGUUUGCUCAGUUGUACACCCAGGGCAAGUGUCAUGGUAUGCAUCCCUUCAUUGUUCAGAUUCGCAGCCUUGAAGACCAUUCACCUUUGCCAGGAGUAAUGGUUGGUGACAUUGGUCCAAAAAUGGCUUUUGAGCAAGUGGACAAUGGAUAUUUAAUGUUAAGUGAUGUUCGCAUUCCAAAAGAAAACAUGUUAAGCCGCUACUCUAAGGUUUCUGAUGAUGGAAUGUAUAGAAAAAGAGGUAGUGAAAGAAUGAACUAUUUCACCAUGGUUAUGGUACGAGUUAAUGUAGUUGCUACUGAAGUGAUACCUAGCCUUUUAAAGGCCUGUACUAUUGCAAUUCGAUACUCUGUAAUAAGACGCCAGUCAGAAUUAAAGCCAGGGGAAAAAGAAGCAAAAAUCCUAGAUUACCAGACACAGCAGAAAAAGCUACUACCCCAGUUAGCCACAGGAUACGCUGCUCAUUUUCUAUCAGUGGGCCUAAAAACUUUUGCCAAUCAGGUGUACAUGCAGAUUAAGACCAAAGGAGACUUCUCUUCUUUACCUGAGCUUCAUGCUCUAACGACUGGCCUGAAAGCCUUCAUAACAGACUCUUGUAUUGCUGGAGUAGAAGAGUGCCGUAAAGCCUGUGGUGGUCAUGGUUACUCUGUGCUGAGUGGUCUUCCCUCACUUUCCACAAGAACUUCGGCAUCAUGUACAUAUGAAGGUGAGAACACGGUGAUGUUUCUACAGACAGCCAGAUUUUUAUUUAAGUGCCUUGCUGCAGCACAGUCUGGGCAGAGUCUCCCUCCAUCUGUAGCUUAUUUGUCUGAAUCAGAUAUCAAGUCCAGGACAGUGAGCAAAAAGAAUGUCUUAAAUCCAGAUACUUACGUAGAGACUUACAGACACAGGGCAUGCAGGCUCAUUAAGGAAGCUGCAAGCAUGCUGCAGUCUCAGAUACAGUCAGGAGUCGAACAGUAUGUGGCUUGGAAUAAUUCUUCUGUAAAGCUUGUGCAGGCAGCAGAGGGCCACUGUUAUUAUAUUACUGUGAAAACAUUUGUAGAAGCCCUUGAACAACUGAGACAUGAACCAGAAAUCCAUAGAAUCGUGAAACAGCUAUGUGACCUUUAUGCAUUACAUGGCAUUCUUUCUCAUACAGGUGACUUCCUGUAUGAUGGGUUUGUGACAAAAGAACAAAUGGAUCAAAUAAAUCAAUCAUAUUUGGAACUAUUGGCUUUACUUAGGAAGGAAGCAGUUCCGUUAGUGGAUGCCUUUGAUUACGCAGACGAGCAGUUGGCAUCAGCAAUUGGCUGUUAUGAUGGACAAGCCUAUUCCCGACUCCUUGAGUGGGCAAAAAAAUCUCCUGAUAACCCAAAGGUAAAGGAAACCUUCAAGCAGUACUUGAACUCUCUUUUUGUGUCACCUGUGUCUAAGCUAUGAAGAGGACCAUUUUCUUCUGCCCUGCACACACGACAUGUUUUAGCAUUGCAGAUCAUGCUGCAUGGAAGGAUUUCUUCAAAACUCCGACUCACAAUGAACAGUGCCAAAUUUUAAUAUAUAAAACCGCAUCCUUUAAGAUUAUCUGUGCCAUAUAAAAGAUAAUACUUGUAAUUUGUAGGUUUAACUGUCAUUGAUCUUACUGUUUUUAUAAAUUAACUUGAUUUGCUGUAAAUUGUUACCUAAUGACUGGCCCAGGUAUUUUAAUAUGUACGUAUUUUGCUAGUUAUGUUUGCCUAGCUGAAAUCUUUAGGUACAUGUUAAAGGCUGAAGUCAGUCAGUAUCUCAUGACCAGCUCACUGGAUAAAGGUUUUGGUCUUCAUAGUUCCAGUAGGAACCUAAAUGCAGCAGACUCAAUAUGGGAGAGAAGACUGAGUUUGUGGAUGCCUGCUUUCCCAUCUCAAGCACCUGGCAAAAAAAUCCUUAUGUGAAUAUACCAAGGGCAGAGACUGAGGAGAGUGGACAAUCUGCUAAAUGCCAUUGCUGUCUACAAGUCAUCGAACCUGUAAAGUAUGAAAUGCAACAAGAGCACAAAGAACAACUUCAGUUAUUUUCCUUGCUAGUUGUCAUUGCUCAUUUAGUGUUCAGUCGGCGGACCUCAUUAAGUAUUAUGUAGCCUCCCCAUGGAUUCCAGGGGGUAAUCCCUAUGCCCUAUCACAUUUUUUAAAUCUUUAGUGGGCCACAGCAGUCUUGGAUGUUGAGGUCACCAGAAAUACAUCCAGUACAACAAGUCUAGUCAUGUUUUAUACUGCACACAAACAGUUCUCAUAUUGUCCUUGCAGGAAAUCAUAUUUUUAUGGAUCUAUUUAUGUAAUCCUCCCUUCUCAAAGUCACAUAUUUCUGUGUCUUAUUGUUCCACUAGUUACCUUUGUACAAGAUUUGUACUUUUAAUCAGCCAUUUGAUCACCUCAGUCAGUGCUUCCCAAAUGGUAAGGCCAGUCUCCUUGUAGAGGCUUUGGCCUGUUUCAAGACAGGCACAAAGCACGUCUGAAAAAGAUGUACUUAAAAUGCUAUCUGUGUCAGUAUUAUGACAAAUAGGGUUAAAGUCUGAAGAAUUAUAUCAAAGAAUGUGUGUAUUACCAGAAAGCAAAUCAUUAAUAAAUAUAUUAAGCAAAUUA
Molecule: messenger RNA, 3638 nt
Organism: Protopterus annectens (West African lungfish)
Lineage: Eukaryota; Metazoa; Chordata; Ceratodontiformes; Protopteridae
Gene: ACOX2
Product: acyl-CoA oxidase 2
Exons: 14
Coding region: 433-2463 (676 amino acids)
Biological process (GO): very long-chain fatty acid metabolic process; lipid homeostasis; fatty acid beta-oxidation using acyl-CoA oxidase
Cellular component (GO): peroxisome
Molecular function (GO): FAD binding; fatty acid binding
Source: RefSeq, a predicted model, not a curated record